AUGGCGACAGAGCAGACGCCCGAAGCGAAAGAGCUUGCGCUGGUCGGCAAGGUCGAGAUGCGCAUAGCCCUCGCCAGCUCGGACAAGAAACUCGAGGACCUGCUCAAGCUCUAUCUCGCGCCUCUGCUACUCAAGCUCGGCUCAGAGAGCGCCGCUGUGCGGAACAAGGUCAUCUCCAUCUGCCAGCAUAUCAAUACGCGCAUCAAGUCACAGGAUAUCAAGCUCCCAGUGGGCGCUCUUCUGAAGCAAUACAAAGACAAUGCCAAUGUUCCUCUCAUCCGGCAUUUUGACAUUCUUUACAUCCAACAGGGCAUAUCGCGUCUCACCGUGGCCGAACGGCUAGAGCUUCUCCCCAUAUUACUUCAAGGUAUCUCCAACGACUAUCAAAAAUCGGAACAGCAUGCCUCUCAGCUGUUCCAUCUGAUCCUGCGCCUCCUGGUUCUCUUCAAACUACCUCUUCGAGGCAGCAAAGAAGAUGACGAGCUCAGGACAACAUUGGCGCUUUCAGACGAAGAUGCAGCUUUCCUUUCUAAAUGGUUCGGGAAACUGCUACUGUUGACCAUUGUUCGAGAAGCCAAUACGCAAGAUACAGGCUCUUUAAGAUGCCCUGGAUUAUCUUCAGAAGAGUACAAGUUCUUGACGCUUCAAGGCAAGCCAGACGCAUGGGAUCCCAGUGCAGAUGCUGGCCUGAACUUGACCGAAUCGAAAGCCUUGGUUACGCGACUGAUGGCGAGUGGCCUGUUUAAUGAUGACGAAAAGUUCUUUCCAGCAUUGUUUGCAUCCGCUGAUACUAAUUCCCGGAUAGCAGAGGUUGGCGAAGACACGUUGAAGCGUGUCAUGCUAGCCAAAGAUCUUGAACAAGCUGAAAUUGUCGAAAGUCUGUUCAGUCUUUAUUUCGGCUCGGGUUCAGCUAGCGGCUCGCUGGCUGUGAGGACUCCCCUACGCAUCAAGAUCCUUGGCGUGCUCUCCAAAUCUACAAAAUGUACAGCAUACCCUCAACAAAUAGCCAGGAUUGUUGAAGAGGGUCUUCUCUCGUCCGAGCUGAAUGCAACAAAUAAAACAGCCGGAAGAGAAGCUUCGAAAUUCCGCUCCGCCAUCUUUUCUCUUGUCAACUUUGUCGCUCGGCGUGGAGAGGCAUGUCAUCUUUCCCAAGUCGCCCAAAGUCUUGUGGGAAACCUGAGGGCUUUUAUCCAAGACCAGGGCUGGCCAGCUCCGGAUCGCGACCAGGAUAUGGAACUGCGAGGCUACGGCUACGAAACUAUCGGCCUCUUAGCUAAAGCAGCCCCAGAAAAGAUACUAUUGGAACCAUCGCUCGACCUCCUCGAGUUUCUGUUCCGGUCCUUGCGCGAAGAUUCAGCGGGCAAAGAUGUCGCUGUCAGUAUAGAGGAAGCCCUUUCGUCUGUACUAGGGGCAUUCGCCAAACCAUUCGAUGCCUCAAUCAUGCCCAGAUUUAGACAGAUCUUGCUCCGAUAUGCCUCGGUGGAUCAGGAGAAUACGCCGGCCUCGGACAAAUUCACAAGAAGCACUCGCUAUGUGGCCACGCGAUUCGCAAAUCGCUGUCUUCCAUACGAAGACGUGCUCGCACGGUGGAUAGACAUUCUCGCCGUUAGCGGAGGCCCAGGCGAACGGCACGAGGUAAUAGAAGAAGGACGGCGAGGCCUAGACCCUUACUGGUUUAGAAUGUCCAACACCCCACCUGGUGAGCGUGAGCAAAGCAAACUGGUCUUUCCAGACUUUGACAAGCUCAUCAAUUUCAUCAUCGUCCAACAAGGCCAAGAUGAGGAUGCCAUGGAAGUCGACCCUUCAGCGGACGCUGUUGUUCAGGUCCGAUAUUUCCACCAACAAUUUCCGGGGGCUCUGCCCACUGUCAUCAGCUUCUGCUCCAGUGUCGCUAUGCAGUCUGCUUUGGUCGAAAAGGGCAUGAACCAAGAUGUUCCAGAAGAUUGGGAGAGGAAGCUUGAAACUCAGAUGACUACCGACAUGCGUGCUCGCCAAGCAUUCCGCGCAUAUGCUGCAAAUGAGUCCCAUGCUCGUUCAUUGGCAGUGAUAUUGCGUGCUAGCUUCGACAGAGUGACACGGGAGGACGUUGGGGAUGUUGGAGAUAUCGGCACCACAUUUGUGCGAAUGUUAUCCUUACUACCACAGCGUCACUGGGUGCAAGCCAAGAUUGUUCAGGACUUCCGCAACUUGCAACGGUUCGUCACAUCGAAUAACCCUGCACGACGCCUUGCUGCUGCCCAUGCAUAUGGCCUAUUAGCAUCACAUGAGAGCGUCGACCAAGAUACACUGCAAAACGACCAAAUUGCCUUUUUUGAAAAGCUGGAAACCUGGGAGACAGCUGUUGGGGCUGAUAUAAACCAAAUCAGUGGUUUGAUCCUUGCGCUUAGUUACUACUACAGCAGAGCGUUCUGGAGGGGUAGUAUCCAAUCCACGGCCAUCACGGAUGAUCACCCUAUCCAUCGGCUUGUGCGGUCACUGGUCGCAAUCAUGCAAGAGUCUCGAGACGCGACAUUGAAGGGUGCUGCUUUUUCAUGCAUUGAUCAGCUUAGCCUCUUUUACGUCAUCACACCUUCAUUGCUAUCCAAAUACGCCAAAGUCGAAGAUGUCGCCCAGCAGAUCUAUGAUUCUGCCAAGACUGGUACUACCGGCGCAAUAUUGGCAUUAGGUCAUUUGUCUAUGAUCACGGAAGAGCCGGAGGCUGACACUGAGGCUGGGUCUGACUACAAAGCUAUCCAAGAUAAGCUCUAUGAGCUUCAUGAGGUACGCCAACCAGAAGUUCACUUCUCGGUCGGUGAAGCCCUCAGUUGUUUCGCAAACGGCUGGGACUCGAAAGCCCUCACUGCCGAGCUGGAUGUCUUACACUCGGGUCAGCCACAAGAGCCGUGGGAUGCACCUCUCCAAACACCAUCUGGGCCGAAGCGCGAAAAGACACUCGGUGUGGUACUGGAAAAGACGCUCAAAGGUUGUGUACAGACAAAGCCUUCUCUGAAGAAAGCCUCUGUAAUUUGGCUCCUUUGCUUACUCCAAUACUGUGGUCACAAGCCCGAGAUGCAAGGUUAUCUUGGCCAAUGCCAGGUCGCAUUCAAGACCUGUCUCUCUGACCGCGAUGAAGUCGUUCAGGAAGCAGCCUCUCGAGGACUUGGACUUGUUUACGAAAAGGGAGACCGGCAGCUGAAGGAUGAUCUUGUUCGUGAUUUGGUUGGUUCAUUUUCGGAUAACAAGCCCAAGAUGGCGGGCACGGUCACGGAGGAUACGCAACUCUUUGAACCUGGCGCUUUACCUACUGGUGACGGCUCCAUCACGACAUACAAGGACAUCCUGAAUUUGGCGGCUGAAGUUGGAGAUUCGAGUCUCGUCUACCGCUUCAUGUCCAUGGCUUCACACAACUCAAUCUGGUCUAGUAGAGCUGCAUUCGGGCGGUUUGGACUAAGCAACAUCUUCUCAGACUCGAGCGUUGACGGUUACCUUGCACAAAACCCAAAGCUUUACCCAAAGCUAUAUCGAUAUAGAUUUGAUCCCAACACCAACGUGCAGCGCUCAAUGAAUGACAUUUGGAACGCCCUCGUUAAGGACUCUUCAGCUACUAUAGACAAGCACUUUGACGCGAUUAUGGAUGAUCUUCUUGUCAGCAUCCUCACAAAAGAGUGGCGAGUGCGUCAGGCUUCUUGCGCGGCCAUUGCAGACCUUGUUCAGGGCCGUAGUAUCGAAAAGUAUGAGAAGUAUCUCGACGUCAUCUGGAGUAAAACCUUCAAAGUUUUGGACGACAUCAAGGAGAGCGUCCGUGUUGCUGCCGCAUCUCUUGCUCGUGUCCUGACCGGGAUAUUGACCCGCUCUUUAGAGGCAGGAGAUGCCUCGUUGAAGUCUGCAACAGUCCAGCUGGAACGUGUUAUACCCUUCCUCUUUUCGAAUUCCGGAUUGGAGUCAUCGGCCGAAGAGGUUCGGUUAUUCUCCGUGCACACACUCCUACAGAUUGUGAAGAAGAGCAAUGCCAAGACGCUCAAUCCACACGUCCCUGAGCUCGUGGAGCGCCUGCUCGGCUUGCUCAGUAGUUUGGAACCUGAAGCAGUCAACUAUGUGCAUCUCAACGCCAGCAAGUACAAUCUUACCGAGCAAAAGAUCGACGACAUGCGUCUUGCGAGCGUACGCCAGUCCCCGUUGACAGAGUCAGUGGAGCGCUGUCUCGACCUCGCAGACGCAGACACCAUGGCAGCAUUGAUCCCGCGCAUCGAAGCAGCAAUGAAGAAUGCAGUCGGUCUUCCCUCAAAAGUAGGAUGUUCGCGAGUCCUCGUCACACUGGCUACACGCCACCGCUUCCUGUUCAACCCCUACGCCGACGGAUUCCUCAAGCUCAUCCAGAAGCAAAUCCACGAUCGCAACGAGACUGUCAGCUCGUCCUACGCCGCCGCAGCCGGGUAUCUCGCGCGGCUCGCGUCCGACAAGCAGAUUCUCUCGACGUUUGCAUUCAUAAACAAGAUGUACUUUGAGUCGGAGGAAAACAGCGACCGAAACCGGCUGCUGGCCGCAGACAUGAUGCGCGCCAUCAGCGCGCACGCAACAGACCGCUUCAACGCCUUCGCCGCAGACUUCCUGCCCUUUGUCUUCCUCGCCAAACACGACGGCGACGAGCAGGUCUGCAAGAGCUUCACCGAAACCUGGGACGACCAUGUCGCAGGUCCCCGCGCCGUCUCGCUGUACCUCACUGAGAUCCUCACGCUCGCUGACACCCAUCUUGAAAGCAGACAGUGGGCUAUCAAGCACACGGCUGCCAAAACAGUGGCCGAUUGCGUCCUGCAAAUCACGAAUGCGGUCGGCAGCGAGAAGAUUGAGCCGCCGAUUGCGAAAAGCAUUUGGCCCGUCCUGGACAAGGCGCUUAGCGGUAAGAGCUGGGAGGGCAAAGAAGUAGUGCUCGAGGCGUUUGUACGCUUUGUCGAGUGCAGCGAGGCAUACUGGAUGAGUGGUAGCGAGGGGAAUAAAGAUGUGGCGAGGCAGUUGGAGAAGGUGGCGACGCGCGAGAGCAAGAGACAAGAAGGCAAGAAUGAAAAGGUUGUUGCGGGAAUUCUGGAGAAGCUUAGAAGUUAUCUAGCGUGA
This is a messenger RNA of Exserohilum turcica Et28A, 5088 nucleotides long. RefSeq lists its product as uncharacterized. Gene Ontology annotation, cellular component: nucleus; cytoplasm. Gene Ontology annotation, biological process: proteasome assembly. The transcript has 5 exons. NCBI's taxonomy places the organism in Eukaryota, Fungi, Ascomycota, Dothideomycetes, Pleosporales, Pleosporaceae. Bases 1 to 5088 code for a protein of 1695 amino acids. The record is from RefSeq and is a predicted model, not a curated record. Gene Ontology annotation, molecular function: molecular adaptor activity.